Molecule: messenger RNA, 195 nt
Organism: Prunus armeniaca (apricot)
Lineage: Eukaryota; Viridiplantae; Streptophyta; Magnoliopsida; Rosales; Rosaceae
Source: the annotation of a GenBank genome assembly
AUGUGGUCAAGCGUGUUGGCUAGAAGUGGAAGAUUUCGGCUGGGUUUUGGAGGCUGGGAUCGUGGAAGAUCUCGACCAGGUUUUAGAGCUGGAAACUUAGAAGAGCCCGGUUUUGUUGAAGCUUGGAGCCCGGUUAAAUGCAGCCGAGCUGCAUCGGGGGGAGCUGGGCUUUGCAAAUGCAGCCUGACAGCUUGA